AUGGUAGUCUUGAUGGAACCGUUUCAGACCUUUGUUAAAGCUCCAAGAUACAUGCGGGCUUUUCGUUUUGAUCAUGUUAUCUCUAAUGAAGCGUUAGGUGGGAAAAUCUGGAUUUUCUGGAUGAAUGAUAUGGAUGUUCAAGUCACCCGUAUGAGUUCGCAGUUUAUUUCCUUACGUAUAGCGGAGGGUCCCUUCCAUUUUCUGGGCUGUUUUAUUUACGCCAAAUGCAAUAUGAUGGAGAGACGAAAUUUAUGGGAAGAGCUACGUUUGUCUAGCACUGGUACAGAGCCUUGUUUGUUCGCCGGUGACUUUAAUAUUAUUCGGUCUGAGUUGGAACGGAAGGGAGGUUUCUCCAAAAGUUGGGCUAAAUUGGACCGGGUGCUCAUUGAUCCUAACCUUCUUACUAAAUGUCCCAACGUGACUUGCUCGUAUCUGCCGAGGACCACUUCCGAUCACUGUCCUAUGUACAUAGAGUUUCGUAAGGAUCCUUUUUCCUAUGGCCCCUCUCCAUUUCGAUUCCAGCAAAUGUGGGUGGAACAUCCCGACUUUAUGGAUUUUGUUCAGAAUGUUUGGGCUGCUCCUGCUGUUGGUACAGGUCUGUUAAAUCUUGCUAAUAAAUUUAAGAAGCUAAAAGUGGCUUUUCGGGAAUGGAACAAGACAGUUUUUGGGAGGAAAAAUGUUCAGAUUGAUGCCCUUGAAAAGAAAGUUGAGGAACUUGAGGGUAGUCUUCAAAGGGUUUGGAAUGAAGAUGUCGAAAGAGAGCUUGUUUCUUCCAGUGUUGAGUUGUCAUCUUGGAGGCGUCGAGAAGAUACUAGAUUGGCUCAAAUGGCUAAGCUAAAGUGGAAAAUGGAAGGAGACCGAAACACAAAAUUUUUUCAUGUUUGUUUAGCUAGUAAAAGGAACAAGAGAAUUCAAGAGAUGAGAACGUUGAAUGGGGUAGAGUAUUCUUCACCAGAAGACAUUCAUCAAGGUGCCAUUAAUUAUUUUUCUGGUUUUCUUCAAAAUACCAACCAGUCAAGAGAGCUUCCGGAUUUAUCUUACUUAAUAUCCCCGGUUAUUGAUGAAGCGGAUAGUACCCAUAUCUGUCGCAUUCCUUCUCUGGAUGAAGUUCAUGAGGCUCUUUCUUCUAUUCCUAUAAAUAGUUCACCAGGGCUAGAUGGUUUUGGUGCGGGUUUCUUUAAAAGCUGCUGGGAGGUGGUGAAGAUGGAUGUCUUGUCUGCUAUUUCAGAAUUUUUUAUCUCUAAAUCUCUUCCGAGGUUCUAUACGGCUUCUUUUAUUGUGCUCAUUCCGAAGAUGGGUGUGCCUACAGGGUUCGACAAAUUUAGGCCGAUCAGUCUUUGUUCGGUUUUCUAUAAAAUAUGCUCCAAAAUUAUUGUUAAUCGUCUUACUGGCCUUCUUCCCAAGAUGAUUUCUCUUGAGCAAGGCACUUUUAUUCCUGGGCGUAGUAUUUUUGAAAAUAUCAGUCUUACUCAGGAAAUGGUCCAUUCUCUUAACAAGCAAUCUCAUGGUGGUAAUAUCAUGCUCAAAGUUGAUAUGGCCAAAGCGUAUGAUCGAGUGGAUUGGAAUUUUUUGUUGGGGGUGCUUCGUUGUUUUGGUUUUCCUCCUUCUUUUUGUGAUUUAAUUCAUGCUUGUAUUUCCAAUAUUUGGUAUUCUGUGAUGCUUAAUGGUACGACAAAAGGUUUCUUUCAAGGGGGUCGUGGUCUUCGUCAGGGGGAUCCUCUCUCUCCUUAUCUUUUUAUUAUUCUUCAAGAGGUCCUUUCGAGACUCUUGAAAAAUAGUGUGGUAGAAAAAAGGAUUGGUCAAUUUUCUCAAGCUCGAGGUACUCCCCAGAUUUCUCAUCUUAUGUAUGCUGAUGACAUUGUGAUUUUUUUGAAUGGCAGCAAGAAUUCUAUUAGGGAGCUAUUAUGGGUUUUUGAGAAGUAUGAAAAUUGGUCAGGGCAGAUGAUCAAUAAAGAUAAAACUUCUAUGUUCUUUUCUCGAAAAAUCUCGCCGGCCUGUAAGAGAGCUCUCAAGCGGAUGACAGGGUUUUCAGAAGGAUCUUUUCCCUUUAAGUACUUAGGAGUUCCUAUUGUUCCCAAAUCUAUUAUCAAAGUCCUUAAUCGUCUGAUGAGCACUUUCUUUUGGGGCGAGGUGAAUGGGAAACGUAAAAAAAAAUGGGUGGCUUGGACUAAUAUCUGUAAGCCAGUUGAGGAAGGUGGUCUGGGGUUGCGCAAUUUGGAUGAUAUGCAAAAAGCCUUGCACAUGCGGGAUGGGAACAUUUUAUUUUGGUAUGAUAAAUGGAGGGAAGAUGGUCCUUUAAUUGAUGAUUUCCAUAUUGUGGGAAACCCGCUGGUUCAAAUUAAGGAUUGUAAAAUGUCGAAUAGCUGGGAUGUGGAUUUAUUGACUAACUUAGUGGGUCAGAAUAAUGUGGAUAACAUAAUUGAGGCUUUGGCUCGUUGUAAGGGGGGAUCGGAUGUGUUGAUAUGGACGAAGCAUGAUAGUGGUAACUUCAAUACUAAAUCGGCUUGGGAUUGUAUUCGAGUUCGAGGGUCUAGCAUGGAAUGGCAUUCUUGGAUGUGGCAUAAAUCCCUUCCCCUUAAAAUCUCUAUUGCUAUGUGGAAAGCUUGGAAUAUGGCUUUGAGUGUUGACGAUCGUCUUCGACGGAUUGGUAUUCCUAUAGUUUCUCGUUGCGACUGUUGUGACGAAGGCAGUUAUGAAGAUCAAAACCAUGUCUUGUUUGAAGGGGUCUUUGUUGCAAAGAUUUGGCAUUAUUCUGGUACUAUUUUUGGUCUUCCUAUUGGUCGCUCCUGGAUGGAGACAGUGAAAGCCUGGUUUCGACGUGCUUCUUCUUCUUCUCAAGUGGGGCGUUUGGUCGGUUUUCUUCCUUCCAUCAUUACUUGGCAACUCUGGCAAAGAAGAUGUACGGCCCGUAUGGAGGGGCGUUUUGAGCCUUUCAAUUCGGUUUGGCAUGCUAUUAAAUCCUGGAUGACUUCUGUGUGUCAAGACAUGAAUAAGCUUGUGUCUUGGAAAAAACCUGCUCAAGGGUGGUUCAAGUUGAAUACAGGUGGCAGUAGCCUUGGUAAUCCAGGUUCUUCAGGGGUGGGUGGGAUUAUUAGAAAUGAUCGCGGUCAUUUGGUUCAUACUUUUUCUUCUCAUAUUGAUUUUGGUUCUAAUAAUAGAGCCGAGUUGUUAGCUCUUCUACAAGGUCUCAAAGCCUGUAAACAAUUGGGUAUACACUUGGUAGAAAUUGAAUUAGAUUCUCAAGUGGUUAUCUCAUGGUGGAAUAGGAGGAGAUGUGGUGUCUGGUAUUUGGAGGAUUUAUGGGAAGAUAUUCUUAAUAUUACUGACUCUAUGGUGGUUUAUGCUUUUUGGUAUAAUGGGUCCAAAAAAGAAGGCAAAGACUACCAUACCACACUUGCGAAGACAAUCUACAAGACUACAAGCUAUCCAUAG
This is a messenger RNA of Carya illinoinensis, 3432 nucleotides long. RefSeq lists its product as uncharacterized. The record is from RefSeq and is a predicted model, not a curated record. Gene Ontology annotation, molecular function: RNA-DNA hybrid ribonuclease activity; nucleic acid binding. The transcript is spliced from 7 exons. The coding region runs from base 1 to 3432 and encodes 1143 amino acids. NCBI's taxonomy places the organism in Eukaryota, Viridiplantae, Streptophyta, Magnoliopsida, Fagales, Juglandaceae.